Messenger RNA from Drosophila virilis, 2239 nucleotides. RefSeq names its product glycoprotein-N-acetylgalactosamine 3-beta-galactosyltransferase 1. NCBI's taxonomy places the organism in Eukaryota, Metazoa, Arthropoda, Insecta, Diptera, Drosophilidae. The record is from RefSeq and is a predicted model, not a curated record. Gene Ontology annotation, molecular function: N-acetylgalactosaminide beta-1,3-galactosyltransferase activity. Gene Ontology annotation, cellular component: membrane.
UCGGUCGAAAAAUUACUGCAUGGAAAACUUAUUCAGUAAAGUCUUCAACAUAUUUUCGACAGAAGUCUGUUUUAUGUGGUUUUAAGCCUUUCGGAUGAAAGUAAAGUUUUAGUAUAAAAAACAACAGUUCAGUUUAUCAAAGUUGUAGAAACAUGUUCUGCAAAUUGAAGUGUAUAAAAAUUUCUAUCUUGCACCUAAAAAGUGAAGCAGAAGAAAUAAAAUAUAUAUGCUCAGUCGGACAAUGUCUUAAGAGAGUUGUGAUUCAUUUGGUAUGCGAAUCACAAACGUAACAAAACAAAACUCGUUUUUAGCCCGGGGUGAUACUCAUUAAGAGACCGUUUUCGAACUGAAAGCAACUGGGCUAAAAAACAGUCGCGGUGUGGCAACUGAAUGAAGAGGCACAUCGCACAAUGUGAUCGCAGUUAAAGAUUUCGUAAGGCUUUAACAAUAUUUGGCAAAUGUCAUUGCUUGUGGUGCGCAAUGUUCCGGAAUGUGCUGUGUUUGGUGCUGGGCCUGAUUGUGGGCAUGCAGCUGACGGAGCUGUGGGACUAUCUGAUGCUCACAGGUGACGAAUACGAGAGCACCGCGAUUGCUGUGGACACGGCCGCGCCCACGCCGCUGGCUGAGGCAACGCUGGCGGAUCGGCUUUACCAUGAGACGCGUGUGCUGUGCCUGGUGCUGACCAUGCCAACGCAGCAUAAGACUAAAGCAGCCAAGGUGAUGUCCACAUGGGGCGCACGCUGCAACAAGCUGAUCUUCUUGAGCAGCCAAGACGAUGUCGAGUUGGGCGCUGUUAAUCUCAAUGUGACGGAGAGUCGUGACAAUCUGUAUGCGAAGGUGCGUGCGGGUCUGGCCUACGCAUAUGAACAUUACGUGGAGGAUUACGACUGGUUUCUCAAGGCGGACGACGACACUUAUGUGGUUAUGGAGAAUCUGAGACUCUUUCUCUAUCCAUACGAUCCGGAGGCAGCCGUUUUCUUUGGUCAUCGAUUUCGCACAACCUAUCCACAUGGCUACAUGUCUGGCGGUGCUGGCUAUGUGCUCAGCCGCGAUGCACUGCGUCGCCUGAAUCUGUUUGCUCUGAACAAUACAAAGUUCUGUCCACUUAAUACCAAUGCGGAGGAUAGGCAAAUUGGACACUGCUUGCUGAAUGUGGGCGUGGUCGCUGGUGACUCGAGAGAUGAGCUGGGCCGCGAGCGCUUUCUGCCACUGCAUCCCAGGCAUCUGAUGCCGCGAAUACAGUCUGGUACUUGGCUGGAUAAAUAUUAUUACUUCAAGCCAAAUUUGAGCGAUUGCUGUUCCGAUUCGGGCAUCAGUUUCCAUUACACCAAGAUGUAUGACUAUGAUAUGUACGAGUUUUUUCUAUAUCAUCUGCGAAUCUUCGGACUUCCAAAAACGCCGAGUGUGCUGCCCCAGCGCUUGGACUACAAACAGAUGGAGGAAAAGCUGCAAUAUUGGGAUCAACAAAUAUCUGACAAUACAGCGCCAAUAGACGAUUAAUUUAGCACUAAUAUUAUUUCCUAGCGUAAAGUGAGACUCAUUAAUCGAUAAGUACUUAGAUGUCGAAGAUGUCGAAGAUGUUUAUAGAAUUCUAUAUAUACAAAACUAUUUGUUCUGACUGAUCAGGCACAGCCCAAAUCAAGACAGUUGUUUGCUAUUUUUAGUUUUGUUUGGCAGCUUUCUGUUUUCUGUUCAAUCAAUAUUAAGACUUUGCCGUUCCGAAUAGCUUUACUUGUUUAUCUUUAUCUGUUUUAGGCUAAUUUUUAAGCGCACCUUUUGAAAAGACACCCCUUUUGUUAAAAUUAGAGGAUUAUGGCUGUAAGUUGGCUGGCGAAUGUUUUAUUUUCGUUCAGACGGCUUAAGACUCAUUUUUAUACCCUGAUCCCAUAAAUGGGUUAAAGGGUAAACCGUGAUUUUGCAAAUUUAUGUAUCCGGCAGAGGGAAAAUUCUUCAACCCCAUACAGAAGUAUGUAGAUUUCUGUUCGAAUCGAGCAGCUGAGUUGUUGCAGCCAUGAGUAAAAUAACUAGAGACUUGAAACUUAUAAUAUAUGUUCUCCCGCAGAGCAAGGAUUAUUCUUUUCUUUCCAUCGAUUAUAUGACAUGCUUACUUUAGCAUAGGUCGUGUGUCUCAUAUGUUUUAUAUUUGGAAUAUUUCAUUUUAAGAUAUAACCCCAAUUCCCAACAAUAUUGAAAUAAAGCCUUGUACACACUUGUAUGCAACAUAUUUAAGCCCUGAAAA